CCAAUAACAUUCUUACAUCGUUUAAGAUUUUUUUUACAAUCUCAACUUUUGCUGUAAGAAAAGUAGAAACUCAGAAGCAACACCAACUCUCCACAGUUACAAACGAAAAACCAAUCACAAGCACCCAAAAAUAAACCACCAUCAAAAGAAGAAAAACAAACAAACAAACAUGGAAGACCCAAACAGAGCCGAAGCCGAACGCUUACUCGGAAUCUCCGAGAAGCUCCUCCAAACCCGAGAUCUCACCGGUUCGCGCGACUUCGCGAUCUUAGCCCAAGAAACCGAGCCGCUCUUGGACGGCUCAGAUCAGAUCUUGGCCGUCACCGACGUCCUCUUGGCCGCCGAGAAGCGCAUGAACAACCACCACGACUGGUACUCGAUUCUCCAGCUCGAUCGCCGAUCGGACGAUCAGGAACUCAUCAAGAAACAGUACCGCAGGCUCGCGCUGCUCCUCCACCCGGACAAGAACAAGUUCCCUCUCGCAGAUCAAGCUUUCAAGCUCGUCGCCGACGCUUGGGCCGUCCUAAACGACACGGCGAAGAAAGCCCUAUACGACAACGAGCUCACCCUGUUUUCGAAAGUCGAUCUCACCUCGGUUUUGCAGGCGAAAUUGCCGGUUCGCCGCAACAUGAGGCCGAGUCCGAGUACUACUACAGGUAACAACAACAGCAAUAUCACUAGUAGUAGCAGUAAAAAGGAUCAGAGGCACGGUAAUAAUAGCAGUAGUAGUAAUAAUAAUAAUAACAGUAGUGGUAAUUUUCACCAGGAAGAUCAACGGCUGAGGAUGUCGAGUUUCUGGACCAUGUGUCCGUACUGUUACAAUCUGUUUGAGUAUCCUAGGGUUUACGAAGGUUGUUGUUUGAGGUGUCAGAAUUGUCAGAGGGCUUUUCAUGCGGCGGUUAUUCCGUCUUUGCCGCCGGUUGUUCCGGGCCAGGAUGCUUACUAUUGUUGUUGGGGUUUUUUCCCUAUGGGGUUCGUGGUUGGAAAUUCGGAUCAGAACAAUAGUAAUAGUAAUAAUAAUAAUAGUAAUACUAAUGCAACGAAGACUCCGCCGAGUGCGGCGGCGGCAGCCCCAACUAGUGGGGCCACAACGUUCCCGAAUUGGAUGCCGCAGCCGCAAGAAAGCGGGAGAAAUGGCAGCGCGGUGGUGGCUGCAGCGGCCGCGGGGGAGACGAGAAAUGCUGUGAUUGUGAAUUUGAAUGGGAAUAAUAAUAAUAAUAAUAAUUUGGGGAUGAGGGUGCCGAAGAAGAGAGGAAGGCCGCGGAAGUAUUCGGUGCAAUCUUGAUGAUUGGUGUUGCUGGCUGGCAAUUUGGAUGAAGAAUGAAGAUGCUCGGAAUUGGGGAAACUUAAGAGUAAAUUUCACAAUUGGUAGUUGAAGUUUGUUGGAGCACCAUGGAUGUUUGGAAGCUGGAAUUAUUUAUUUAUUUAUUUAUUUUGAUUUUAUAAAUUGACUCUAUUUUUGUUGUAUUGUAACUUAAUUAAAGGCCCCACAGUUAGCCAGCUAAAUCAAACUAAUAAAUUUACCACAUUGUAAAAGCAUUUCCUGUGAUUUGCCGACUCCGGCAAUUAGAAAUCCAUGUCAUGUUGUUGGGUCAUGUGAGCUAUUGUACAUCAUGUGGCCCUAUACUUGGACAGCUUGUUUGUUUGUCCCCUGUAAAGCUUGUUUUGAGAUUCUCUAAUAACUAUUCUAAACCUGUAUGUUUCGCACAUAACUAGAUGGUUAGGACAGAAUGAUUUGUGAAUGAUGAUAAAUCAAAAUGGCAUUUUCUUUUGCCUUCAG
Quercus lobata is the source of this 1780-nucleotide messenger RNA. RefSeq names its product Chaperone DnaJ-domain superfamily protein. The coding region runs from base 170 to 1285 and encodes 371 amino acids. The transcript has 2 exons. The record is from RefSeq and is a predicted model, not a curated record. NCBI's taxonomy places the organism in Eukaryota, Viridiplantae, Streptophyta, Magnoliopsida, Fagales, Fagaceae.